AAAAUAAAAACUCCGUGCAUGUUACUGCACGCACUGUUGCGGAUCUAAGAGUGAAUCCACGUGUAGUGUUGGAGAUACGCAUAUCUGCCACCGUCCAAUCCCUACGCACACUCUUCUUCCCCCUUUCAUAUAAUUCAUUUCAUGAGAAAACUGUGAGAAAGAAGAACAUUUGUUGAAAUGCAAUCCUCUUCUUAUUGCCUGAAUCCACUCAAAUUCAAGCUCAUGGCUAUGUCUUUCACUCCUCAUCCAAUUCCACAACACCACAAUCUCGAUUUUCUACAAUUCAAAUAUCCCACUCUCUCUUCUUCCCAUUCGAAUCUCAUUUCUCUCUUCAGUGCCUCUUCUCAUUGCCACCUCUUGGCGUUCCCUCGUCGACCUAGUUUCCGUGUUAAAGCUCUUGAUUCCGACGCCCCUAACCAGAAGGAUUCAGUUAAAGUUGUGAAAAAUGAAAGCUACCAGCAAUGGGAUUCGGUUACGGCAAAAUUAUCCGCAGCAGCUAAUAUUCCAUUCCUGUUACUGCAAAUGCCGCAAAUUAUUCUUAAUGCAAGAAAUCUUAUGUCUGGAAACAAAAUGGCUCUCUCUGCUGUUCCCUGGCUGGGAAUGCUAACUAGUUUGCUUGGAAAUCUUUCUCUGCUUUCGUACUUUGCCAAAAAGAAGGAAAAGGAAGCAAUGGUGGUGCAGACGUUGGGUGCAGUGACCACCUAUGUGGUCCUUGUUCAGCAGGCAUUGGCAGAAACCAUGCCUUUGCCUUACUUUUUGGCUACUUCCAUUGUUGUGGUGUCUGGCCUCCUUCUUAAUUUCUUGAAUUACUUUGGUUUACUAAAUGUUGCAGUCUGGCGCAUUUGGGAAGAUUUCAUUACAAUUGGGGGUUUAUCAGUGCUUCCCCAAAUAAUGUGGUCUACAUUUGUACCGUAUGUACCUAACAGCAUCUUACCUGGGGCUUCUGCCUUUGUGAUAGCUGUCUCGGCUGUUUCCAUGGCAAGAACUGGAAAACUUUCCGAGAAAGGUAUCAAAUUUGUUGGAGGAAUAUCUGGAUGGACAGCUACAUUACUCUUCAUGUGGAUGCCAGUUUCUCAAAUGUGGACAAAUUUUCUCAAUCCUGAAAACAUGAAAGGCUUGUCAGCUUUUUCCAUGUUGCUUGCCAUGCUUGGAAAUGGAUUUAUGCUUCCACGUGCUCUCUUGAUUCGCGAUUUCAUGUGGUUCAUUGGUUCAGCAUGGGCUACCCUUUUUUAUGGAUAUGGGAAUAUUGCAUGCCUAUACUUUUUGAACAUUAUCAGCAAGGAAUUCUUCUUGGCAGCAACUGUUGGUUUGGUUUUGUGGAUAGGAAUGGCUUUCUGGAGAGACAGUGCAGUACAUGGUUACAGCUCACCUUUGGCUUCUAUGCGUGACUUGGUUUUUGGAUCGUCAAGUUAAAGUCUGUGAUGCUACAUUGGUACUCGGUUACCCGGUCCAUUCUGCCAGAACUGGUUACGCUAGAUUGUCACUGUAAAGUAACUACCACCAUAGAAGCUACUGAGUUUUAGUCGUCUAUAUAGUACGGUGGAAUCAGAAAUUCAUAGUUAAUACCACUCUUACACAUGAUGGGAAUGAAAAUGAGUUAUGUUGUAACUAAUACGCUUUUUAAGGGAUCUCUCAUACAAGCUGUGCUAUAGCACCACAUUGGACUUCGAGGAUAUAAUUGAAAUGUUAAAGUUGAAACUUAUCC
Messenger RNA from Abrus precatorius (Indian licorice), 1705 nucleotides. Its product is annotated as maltose excess protein 1, chloroplastic-like. Bases 178 to 1413 code for a protein of 411 amino acids. The transcript has 9 exons. Gene Ontology annotation, molecular function: maltose transmembrane transporter activity. The record is from RefSeq and is a predicted model, not a curated record. Gene Ontology annotation, cellular component: chloroplast envelope. NCBI's taxonomy places the organism in Eukaryota, Viridiplantae, Streptophyta, Magnoliopsida, Fabales, Fabaceae.